Messenger RNA from Papilio machaon (common yellow swallowtail), 1105 nucleotides. RefSeq names its product hydroxyacylglutathione hydrolase, mitochondrial (gene tzn). Gene Ontology annotation, molecular function: hydroxyacylglutathione hydrolase activity. Lineage: Eukaryota; Metazoa; Arthropoda; Insecta; Lepidoptera; Papilionidae. The coding region runs from base 105 to 1007 and encodes 300 amino acids. The transcript is spliced from 5 exons. The record is from RefSeq and is a predicted model, not a curated record.
UAAACUAAGUUGAAAAGAAAAAAAAAAAUUGGAUUGUGUUGAAAUUAAUUUUUCAAUAAUAUUGAACGGAAUUCUUUAGUCUUCCUUUUCUUUGCUUUUAAUCAAUGCUUGCUAGGGCUGUUAACUCAUUGCCAUUUGGGCUUUCACAAGGAAUUACUAAACUUUACUUUUUAGCAUUAACUUGGAAACAACAAGGAUUACAUAGUCUUCAAGAGCAUCACACAUACAAUAAAAUGGAUGUGAAGAUUCUACCAGCCUUGCAAGAUAAUUAUAUGUACUUGAUAGUAGAUAAGGCUACCAAAGAGGCAGCAAUAGUUGAUCCCGUAGAACCAAAUUCCGUGUUAAAAGCUGUAGAAGAACAGGGAGUGAAAUUAACAAAAGUUCUUACCACACAUCAUCACUGGGAUCAUGCUGGUGGCAAUGAAAAUUUGGUAAAAAUGCACCCUGGUUUGGAAGUAUAUGGUGGUGAUGACCGAAUUGGCGCUUUAACAAGGAAAGUAAUACAUAAUUCUAGAUUUAAUAUUGGUAAUUUGAAUGUGCAUUGCCUAUUUACACCAUGCCAUACCUCUGGACAUAUCUGUUAUUUUGUUACACCAUCUGAAGAGGGAGAAGAUGGUGUUGUUUUCACAGGUGAUACAUUAUUCCUUGGAGGUUGUGGUAGAUUCUUUGAAGGUACUGCUGAACAAAUGCACCAUGCCCUAAUUGAAGUAUUAAGUAACCUUCCAAAUCAAACAAAGGUGUUCUGUGGCCAUGAGUAUUCUCUGCAAAACUUAAACUUUGCCUUGCAUGUUGAACCCGAAAAUGAAAAAAUUAAGGAGAAGAUUAGUUGGUCUAAACAACGAAGAGAUGAAGGAAAACCAACUGUUCCAUCAACAAUUGCUGAAGAAAAGUUGUACAAUCCAUUCAUGAGAGUGAUGGUUCCUUCUGUUAUGGAACAUGCAAAUAAACAAAAUCCUAUAGAAACUAUGAGAGCAAUUCGUCUUGAAAAGGAUAAUUUCAAGGGUUGAUAAAUUGAUAUAAUGUAAAGUUUAUAUUUUUAUGUUUCCUUCUUAUUUCGUUAAAUUUCUUGUAGUUGUUUCAAUAAAUAAAUAUUAUUAAAAAAUGU